Thecamonas trahens ATCC 50062 is the source of this 1665-nucleotide messenger RNA. RefSeq lists its product as uncharacterized. Bases 1 to 1665 code for a protein of 554 amino acids. NCBI's taxonomy places the organism in Eukaryota, Apusomonadida, Apusomonadidae. The record is from RefSeq and is a predicted model, not a curated record. The transcript has a single exon.
AUGGGCCGUUACGCGGUAGUGGUGGUUGUCGAUGGCAUCUCCCCCCACGACGGCCUCCAUACACUGCCGUUUGUGGUCACAGCCGGAGCGCCAUCUGCCGAGCACUUUGUCCUCUUUGGCCGCCCACCAGCUGGCACCAUGGUGGCCGGUGAGGUUUUUGAGCUGCGGUUCACCGCUAACGACGCGUCCGGCAACGCGCUGCCUGGGCUCGCCAAUGGCCAGCUCGCCUUUGAGUUUGUUGACGACGACGAGAACGAUGCCGACUCGGCCGAGCUUGUGGAGCUGCCGGUGGGUGGCGACGUCGGCCCGGGCGCGUACCUUCUCCGGGCCUCGCCGCGCAUCGCGUCCGACUACCAGGUCUCAGUCCUGGUCGGCGGGCGAACGGUGGUGCCGGCAUGCCAGGUGGCCGUAAGCGUCCGUGCUGGCGCGCCCGACCCUUCCCGUGGCCGAAUCCUCCGCAACUGGCCGGCUGGACAGGAGCUCGAGGCCGGUGCGCCGUGGUCGGUGGCCAUUCUGGUCUGCGACAAGUUUGACAACCCGGUCUCGAUGCCCGACUCGGCGCUGGUGCUCGAGGCGGCCGACUCGGUGAGCGCGACACCGCUCGACGUGGCGCACACACUUCAGGCCAAGCGAGUCGGGGGCCAACCGGCGUACGUCGUCAAUGCCACCUUUGUGGCUGCAGGUGGCUACACACUCAACAUCCGGCUCGGCGCCGGCGGUCCAAUCGUGGCCGGCGCCACCUUUGUCGUCAACGUCGUUCCGCAGACCGAGCCCGAGUGGGGCAACUCGGAGCUCUUGAGCUCGCCGGCGUACCCGGAAGGCAUCCCGCUUGGCCAUCCGGUGCCGGUGCCAGAGAUGGAGGUGCCUGUCUUCCUCGGCGAGGAGCACAGCUAUGUGUUCCAGCUCUACGAUGCGUACUACAACGUGCUCGAAGAUUACAGCUGCAGCGAGACGGUGUUGAGCCGAGUCGUCGACAUGUCGCUCGGGUCCGCGACCAGGGUUGUGGCUGUUGUCGAAGACGGCGUGCUCACUGUUGUGGUCCGGUUCGACGUCGCAGGCCCAACGUUCAUCCGGCUGACUGCAUGCAAGACCGACACACCGCUGGUCGACGAGGCCUACUCGGUCGGCAUCGACUGGGCCAAGAUGGUCGGCGAGAUCCGGACCAUGAUCACCGAAGGCGACGUGCCAGCCAAGAUGAAGGGCGUGGUCAAGGCCUACCAAAUCAUGGACGACUACCCGGACGAGUCGCAGGUUGCCGAGCUCUAUCGACUCAUCACCGAGGCCUACGACUUUCUCGCCAUCUGGACCUAUGGCGCUGGCAUUAUGGGUGAUCGCCUCAAGGACCGCGGUGAACCCGAGGUUCUUGUCCAGUGCGUCAAGUCGCUCGUUGCCCGUGCGGCCGAGAUGAAAAAGUCAACUCUCCAGCUCGUCUCGUACGUCAUCGAAAACUACCUCGCCGCGCCUGUUGCUCUCCAGCAGCUGACCGAGGCUGAGGCGCGCAAGCUCGCGUCCAAGCUCAAGCGCUACACCAUCCGCGUCCACCCCGAUAAGGCCCGUUCACUCGGCAUCGACGACCCCACCAUCAUGUCCGAGGUCUUUAACCGCGUCAACCUGACCAAGGACACCAUCAAGAUGACCAUCGAUGCUGGCAAGUUCCGCAAGUAA